AUGUUUUGGGAUAAAAACGAGUACAACAACUGUUGCCAGGACUUGGAUCACCUGCAGAAGGUCACAAGCCAGGCGCCCAUAGUUAUUCAGGGCCUACAGUUGGAGUAUGGCCAGGCAUCUUUUAAGUUGCUUCUUCUGCUGCUGCGCGUUCUAGACAUGCCUCGAGUAGAAAUACAUCUGUACGGCCAUCUCCGGCUAGACGAAAGUCUUCAGACCGAGCAGAUACUAGAUGGCAUAGAUUACCUACUCAACGGCCUCCCAGAAAACAUAAGUGCCCGAAAGACUCUUUUACAAAUACAUACGACAAAUACCAUCGAGUACUGGAGAGAUAUUCUCAAAUUAGUCAUCCAAGCGUACAGCAGGUUAGACCUUAAGAAAGUAUCCUGUUAA
Molecule: messenger RNA, 390 nt
Organism: Nematocida homosporus
Lineage: Eukaryota; Fungi; Microsporidia
Exons: 1
Coding region: 1-390 (129 amino acids)
Source: RefSeq, a predicted model, not a curated record